AUGUUGCGCAACGCCGUCCUCCUCGCCGCUGCGCUGUUGGCGCAGACGUGUGCCGCCACGGGCCCGUUCUUGAAGCAGCUCAACGGCACGACGUGGGUGAUCGGCAACGACCAUUGGAACGUGACGCAGAACGAGAAGUACGGCACGAAGCUGUACCGGAACGGCAAGGACCUCGUCGGCAACGCUGUCGGCCACUACGUCAGCUACAACGGCGCGGCCAACGACCUCGCGUGGCUCAACGCCUCCAUCGUCCACCGCACCGCCGACUACAUCGACGUGCAAUUCACCGCGGCCGAGGGCGAGUUCCACUGGGUCAUCUACGCCGACCUGGUGGGCGCGUACCAGUACUUUGUCAACCGCGCGCUGCCCGUGCUGGGCGAGUUCCGCACGCUGUGGCGGCUGGACAACGCCUCCUUCCCCAACGCGCGCACGACGGAGCGCGACGGGGCCCUGCCCGCGUACGCCGACUAUCUCGACGCGACGAAAGUCCAGGACGAGACGUGGCUGAAGGCCGACGGCACCUACCUGACCAAGUACGACUGGAGCGCCUUCGUCCGCGAGCAGGACUACUACGGCGUGUACGGCGACGAGUUCGGGAGCUGGUAUAUCAACCCGGGCAAAGACUACUACAACGGCAACCACCUCAAACAAGAGCUGAUGCUCCACCGCGAAUCCCUCACCGGCGACGCGGUCCAGCUCAACAUGAUCCACGGCACGCACUUCCAAGCCUCCUCGUCCGACGCCUUCCCCGACGGCAAGCUCUGGGGGCCCUGGCUCUGGUACCUCAACGACGGGUCCCAGACCGACGCCGCCGCGCGCGCCGCCGACGAGUUCGCCGCGUGGCCCUACGCCUGGUUCGAAGGUACCGGCGCGGCGGCCUACCACGACCGCGCGCCCAAAGUCUCUGGCCGCGUCGUGCUGGCGGACGGAAGGCCGGCGGCGGGAGCGGCCGUGUUUUUGGGGGAUAAUCACCCGAAUAAGACGGCGUUGGAUAUGGGGACGGGGCAGUACUAUACGGCGUAUGCGGACGAGGAUGGCGCGUUUGUGUUUGAGCACGUGCGGGCGGGUACGUACGGGUUGCAGGCGUGGUCGAACGGUGGUGCAUUGGCGGAUGUGUCGACGGCGCUGUUGAGGAACGAUGUUGUCGUCAGCUCCGUUGCGGGAGCGUCGCGUAGGCGCAGACGCGCGGCCGCUGGAGAUGAAGGGGAGACGCUGGACCUUGGCGAGUUCGAGUGGCCGUUGCACGAGGGCCGCGAGCGCGUGUUUCGGGUCGGCGCGUUCGAUCGCAAGAGCUUGGGUUUUGAGUAUGGUGGUGCGCCUUACCAGCACGCAUUGGUGAGCAAAUGCCCGGCGGACUUGACGUUUAAGGUUGGGGAGAGUGUGGAUGAGGAUUGGUGCUUCGGGCAGAGCGCGCUGGGGGCGUGGGAUAUCGAGUUCGAGCUCGACGAGGUGCCGGCUGGUAACCGUUCGGCCAUCUUGACUGUAUCGCUGGCUGGAUACUCGCAGGGCACAAGUGCGAACAUUUUGGUCAACGGUGCGGAGAACAAGGUGGGCAAUUUAACCAGUGGUGCCAUCCUGAGUGAUCAGUGCCUGUAUAGGUCUGCGACGACGGCGGGCGAGUGGCAUUUGUUCGAGUUUCCGUUCAAUGGCGCGAGCGUACUGAAGGAAGGGUUGAAUACGGUCACGUUCAACGUGACAGCGAGCACGCAGUGGCGUGGGUUUUUGUGGGAUAGCAUCAUCCUAGAGUGGGCUUAG
Molecule: messenger RNA, 1755 nt
Organism: Diplodia corticola
Lineage: Eukaryota; Fungi; Ascomycota; Dothideomycetes; Botryosphaeriales; Botryosphaeriaceae
Product: rhamnogalacturonate lyase
Exons: 3
Coding region: 1-1755 (584 amino acids)
Biological process (GO): carbohydrate metabolic process
Molecular function (GO): catalytic activity; carbohydrate binding
Source: RefSeq, a predicted model, not a curated record